AGAGAGGGGAUCCCAUUCUUUGGCAUUCUACGGGUUAAAACCCGUAAAAAUGUCGCUGAGUCUCCAGCAGGCCAGGAGAGGCCAAAGCUCCCACUUGCGUGCUGCGCGUGUCUCCUCUUUGGGCUUCUGCUGGCAGAUAAAUGCAGAGAGAGAGAGAGAGAGAGAGAGUGAGUCCCAGUGUUUAGCAUUCUUAGGGUUAAAACCAAGUAAAUUUGAAUCCUAGAGAGGCAGAGGAUUUGGGGAGGAGGAAGAGGCGGCCUCCUCCGGAGCAAGAGCCCCUCCCUGUCUGUUUUCUGACUUGUGGGGAGAAGGAGCCUGUCUUUCCCAGGCGCUGCCCCUCCUGAAACCCGGCUUUGGUGGAACACAGUUUGAAGAUGGAAGAGGGAGACUCAGCUGCCCCUGAAGAAGGAAGAGGCCCCGAUACCAUCAAAACUUGGGGCAGUGGGGAAUUCUGGGAAAGGGUUGUGCAGAAGAUGCUGGGUGAAGAGAACAUCCUCAGCUCAGAUCUGCAGUGCCAGCAAUUCAGGCAUUUCUGCAACCAGGAGGCUGAGGAACCCCGAGAGGUUUGCAGCAGGAUCCAUAAUGUCUGUCAUGAGUGGCUGAAGCCAGAGCGGCACACAAAGGCUCAGAUCCUGGACUUGGUGAUCCUGGAGCAGUUUUUGACUGUUCUUCCAUCAGAGAUGGAGAGCUGGGUGAGGGAAUGUGGAGCAGAGACCAGUUCUCAGGCGGUGGCCCUGGCGGAAGGCUUCCUCCUGAGUCAGGCAGAGGACAAGAAGCGGGAAGAGCAAAAGGUGAAGGGUCUGUUUGCAGAAUUGGGCACUGAUUUCCCUGAGGCAGAGAGGACUCCAUCGGACACCAAACGGAGGCUGCUGGGAGAUGGAAAGAUGCUGGCAAGUCCUACUCAGGCACCAACUCAUUCCGGUGCAGUAGAAGGAGCUGCUUCGGAACCGGAUCAGAGUCCAGUGUCCUUUGAGGAUGUAUUUGUGCAUUUCACGGAAGAAGAGUGGGACCUGCUGGAUCCUGACCAGAGAGCUCUGCAUAGGGAAGUCAUGGAGGAGAAUUAUGGGAUUGUGGCCUCUCUCGAAGGAGACGAAUGGGAAACCAAGAAUAAGGGUGAACAAUCUGGGAAAGAGACAUUGGAAAGAAAGAAAUAUAUGGAGAAAGAACAACGGAAAAGGAAAACCAAAGUAGAAAAGAGGAGGAAUAGAACCUCCACUUCUGAGGACAGUGAUUGCCGUGACAUUGCAGUCCAAGAAAAAACAGAUCAAAGAAACAAAAGAAGUAAAUGUUCUGGUUAUGGGAAAAGUCUCAACUCUAAAAGAAAAUACAAAGCCUACUGCAAAAAUCACAAAGAGGAGAAACGAUGUAAAUAUUUGGAGUGUGGAAAGAGCUUCAGUCAAAAGAGAAGUCUCAUAACUCACCAAAGAAUUCACACUGGGGAGAAACCAUAUCAAUGCAUGGAAUGUGGAAAGAGCUUCAGUAGAAAUUUCUCUCUCACCUUGCAUCAGAGAACUCACACUGGGGAGAAACCAUAUAAAUGCUUAGAAUGUGGAAAGAGCUUCAUCCGCAGGAACAGACUCACUUCCCAUCAAAGAAUUCACACUGGGGAGAAACCACAUAAAUGCUUAGAAUGUGGAAAGAGCUUUCCUUACAGUUCUAAACUUGCUACACAUCAAAGAGUUCAUACUGGGGAUAAACCACAUAAAUGCUUGGAAUGUGGAAAGGGCUUCCUUCUCACUGAACAGCUUACUUCCCAUCAAAGAAUUCAUACGGGGGAGAAACCCUAUCAGUGUUUGGAAUGUGGAAAGAGCUUCCUUCGCAGUAGUCAGCUUACUUCCCAUCAAAGAAUUCAUACAGGAGAGAAACCCUAUAAAUGCUUGGAAUGUGGAAAGAACUUCCGUCACAGUUCUAGCCUUUCUUCGCAUCAAAGAAUUCAUACAGGGGAGAAACCACAUAAAUGCUUGGAAUGUGGAAAAAGGUUCACUCGGAAACUGCAUCUUUCUAAUCAUCAAAUACUUCACAUGGAAGAGAAACCAUAUCAGUGUCCUGAGUGUGGAAAGGGCUUCAGAGACAGUUCUAGCCUUUCUUCCCAUCAUAAAAUUCAUACAGGGGAGAAACCAUAUAAAUGCUUUGAGUGUGGAAAGGGCUUCAGAGACAGUUUUAAUCUUUCUUCCCAUCGUAGCAUUCAUACAGGGGAGAAACCAUAUAAAUGCUUAGAAUGUGGAAAGAGCUUUUCUCGAAAGAUCUAUCUCACUGAUCAUCAAAGAAUUCAUGCUGGAGAGGAACCCUAUAAAUGUGAGAGGUGCGGAAAGAGCUUCAGUCAAAAGAAAAGUCUCACAACUCAUCAAAGAAUUCACACUGGGGAGAAACCAUAUAAAUGCUUGGAAUGUGGAAAGAGCUUCAGUAGAAAUACCCCUUUCAUUUUGCAUCAGAGAACUCACACCGGGGAGAAACCAUAUAAAUGCUUGGAAUGUGGAAAGAGCUUCAGUAGAUAUUCCUCUCUCACCUUGCAUCAAAGAAUUCACACUGGGGAGAAACCAUAUAAAUGCUUAGAAUGUGGAAAGAGCUUCAUCCACAAGACCAGCCUCACUUCCCAUCAAAAAAUUCACACUGGGGAAAAACCACAUCAAUGCUUAGAAUGUGGAAAGAGCUUUUUUUACAGUUAUAAGCUUACUAAACAUCAAAGAGUUCAUACUGGGGACAAACCACAUAAAUGUUUGGAAUGUGGAAAGAGCUUCAGUCAGAAGACAUCACUCACUAAUCAUCAAAUAAAUCACACAUCAGAGAAAACAUAUAAAUGCUUGGAAUGUGGAAAGAGCUUCAUUCGCAGUGAACAGCUUUCCUCCCAUCAAAAAAUUCAUACAGGGGAGAAACCUUAUAAAUGCUUGGAAUGUGGAAAGAGCUUCCUUCGCAGUGGUCAGCUUAUUUCCCAUCAAAGAAUUCAUACAGGGGAGAAACCCUAUAAAUGCUUGGAAUGUGGAAAGAACUUCCGUCACAGUUCUAGCAUUUCUUCGCAUCAAAGAAUUCAUACAGGGGAGAAACCACAUAAAUGCUUGGAAUGCGGAAAGGGCUUCACUCGGAAGAUGCAUCUUACUACUCAUCAAAUGCUUCACAGAGGGGAGAAACCAUAUAAGUGCUUGGAGUGUGGAAAGACCUUCAGCUGGAAGCAAAGCCUUGCUUACCAUCAAAGAAUUUCCAGAGGGGAAGAAAACCCACACAAAUGCUUGGAAUGUGGAAAGAGGUUUGGUCAGAGCUCUGCUCUCACUUACCAUCAGAGAAUUCACACCGGGGAGAAACCAUAUCAAUGCCUGGAGUGUGGAAAGGGUUUCAGAGCUGUUUCCAGCCUUCGUUCUCAUCAUAAAGUUCAUACAGGGGAGAAACCAUAUAAAUGCUUUGAGUGUGGAAAGGGCUUCAGAGACAGUUUUAACCUUUCUUCCCAUCGUAGCAUUCAUACAGGGGAGAAACCAUAUAAAUGCUUGGAAUGUGGAAAGAGCUUUUCUCGGAAGUUACAUCUCAGUGAUCAUCAAAAAAUUCAUGCUGGAGAGGAACCAUAUAAAUCCUUGGAAUGCGGAAAGAGCUUGAGCUGCAAGAAAAGUCUCACUUCCCAUCAAAGAAUUCACACAAGAGAGAACUAUGAAAACGAAGGAGCCUUUGUCUUUCCCAGGCGCUGCGUCCAUCGGUGGCCUCUCCUGAAACCGGUAUUGGAGGCUUCACUGCAACACAAUUCAAAUAUGGAAGCGGGAGACUCAGCUGUCCAUGAAGAAGGAAGAGGCUCCAAUCCCAUUAAACCUGGGAGCAGUGGAGAAUUCUGUGAAAGAAGCGUACAGAAGAUCCUGAGUGAGGGAGACACCUUCAACUCAGAUGUCCAGCGCCAGCAUUUCAGGCAUUUCUGCUACCAGGAGGCCAAGGGGCCCAGAGACCUUUGCAGCCAACUCCACCAUCUUUGCCAUCAGUGGCUGAAACCAGAGCGAUACACAAAGAUCCAGAUCCUAGAUUUGGUGAUCCUGGAGCAGUUUAUGGCUGUCCUUCCCCCGGAGAUGGCAAACUGGGUGAGGGAAUGUGGAGCAGAGACUAGUUCCCAGGUAGUGGCCCUGUGUGAAGGUUUCCUCCUGAGUCAGGCAGAGGAGAAGAAGCAGGAAAAGCAGCAGGCAAAGGGUCUGUUUGCAGAAUUGGGCACUGAUUUCCCUGAGGCAGAGAGGACUCCGUCGGACACCAGGCGGAGGCUGCUGGGUAACGAUCAAUGGGAUAUAAUAGACAUGCAUCACUCUGAGGCAAGCAUGUGCCAAUGGCUUCCCAACAACUUGUCUCUCACAGGUGAUGGAAAGAUGCCAGCAAGACCUACUCAAGCGCCACCUCUUUCCGCUGGAGUAGAAGGAGCUGCUGCGGGACCGGAUCAGGGUCAAAUAUCCUUUGAGGAGGUGGCUGUGUAUUUCACGGAAGAGGAGUGGGCCCUGCUGGAUGCUGACCAGAGAGCUUUGCAUAAGGGAGUCAUGGAGGAGAAUUGUGGGAUGCUGACCUCUCUCGAAGGUGACGAAUGGGAAACCAAGAAGGGAGGAGAAUUACAUGGGAAAGCGACAUGGGAAAGAGACAUAUCUGAAAAGAGGGAAGAGCAUGGAAUGAAAACCAAAGCAGAAGAGAAGUGGAGGAAUAAAUCCUCUGCCUCUUGGAGCAGUGACUACCAUGAAAUUGCAGUGCAAGAAAAAACAGAUCAAAGAAGCGAAAGAAGUGAAUGUUUUAGUUACGGGAAGUGUCUAAAUUCUAAAAGAAAAUGCAAAGCCUACUGCAAAAACCACAAAGAGGAGAAACCAACUCAGUGCUUAGAAUGUGGAAAGAGCUUCAUCUGUAAGAAUAGACUUAUUUACCAUCAAAGAAUGCCCACAGAGGAGAAAGCAUAUAUGUGCUCAGAAUGUGGAAAGAGCUUCAGUAGAUAUUCCUCUCUGACUUUGCAUCAAAGAAUUCAUACUGGGGACAAACCAUAUAAAUGCUUGGACUGUGGAAAGAGCUUCAGUCAGAGCUCAAAUCUCGCUUCCCAUCAAAGAAUUCAUAUUGGGGACAAACCGUAUAAAUGCUUGGAAUGUGGAAAGAGCUUCAUCUAUAAGAACAGACUCAUGUAUCAUCAAAGAAUGCACACAGGGGAGAAACCAUAUAAAUGUUUAGCGUGUGGAAAGAGCUUUCCUCACAUUUCUACACUUUCUACUCAUCAAAGAAUUCAUACUGGGGACAAACCAUAUAAAUGUUUGGAGUGUGGAAAGAGUUUCAGUCAGAGCUCAAAUCUCGCUUCCCAUCAAAGAAUUCAUACAGGGGAGAAACCAUAUAAAUGCUUGGAAUGUGGAAAGGACUUCCGCUGCAAGAAAACGUUUACUUGCCAUCAAAGAAUUCAUACUGGAGAGAAACCGUAUAAAUGCUUGGAAUGUGGAAAGGGCUUCAGAGACAAUUCUACGCUUUUUUCUCACAAAAGAAUUCACACUGGGGAGAAACCAUAUAAAUGCCUGGAAUGUGGAAAGAACUUCAGCUGCAAGAAAACUUUUACAUCCCAUCAAAGAAUUCACACUGGGGAGAAACCAUAUAAAUGCUUGGAAUGUGGAAAGGGCUUCAGAGACAGUUCUAUCCUUUCUUCCCACAAACGAAUUCACGCUGGGGAGAAACCAUAUGAAUGCUUGGAAUGUGGAAAGGGCUUCAGAGACAGUUCUAUCCUUUCUUCCCACAAAAUAAUUCACGCUGGGGAGAAACCAUAUGAAUGCUUGGAAUGUGGAAAGGGCUUCAGAGACAGUUCUAUCCUUUCUUCCCACAAAAGAAUUCACGCUGGGGAGAAACCAUAUGAAUGCUUGGAAUGUGGAAAGAGUUUGAGCUGCAAGAAAGGUCUCACUUCCCACCAGAGAGUUCACAUAAGAGAGAAAUUAUUAAAGAAUGAUUGGAGUGUUGAAAGAGCUUCAGAAACACAAAUGUCAUCAUCCAGAAAUUCAGAACGAGGGAAAACCAAAUUAAAUGUGUAGUAUAGAAAUCCUGUCUCUCAGGUGAAAAACGGGAGGGGACUGAAUACACCCUAGCUGAGAGACAGGGGCAUUGUGAUCAAUGGUUGUUUCAUGUCUUGACACAGUAUUUCUUUGAAUACCAGUCGUUCAUCAAAGAAUUCCCACAGUGGAGAAUCCCUAUAAAUGCUUGUGGAAGUGAGGUCCUUAAUUUGCCGAAAGGGCAUAAAGUAGUGACCAAGCAGAGCCCAUGAGGCUAAAACUUACUAAAGGUGUCCUAACAGCAGGGUCUUUCUAUUUAAAACAAGAACUUUGCUACCAUUCCAGGGAACAGGUCCUGGUGGUUUUGUGUCUUAUUCAAACAGAUAAAAUUGUCCAGCUGUGAACCUGUGUAAUAUUGGGGAAUAUUUUAGAAGGAACACGCCCGAUACAUUUGCUGUGUGAAAGAACCACUACAUGAGGCGAAAGCUGUGGCCCAUGACAGUCCAUGUGGUAUCCUAGUUAGGGUGUCAGACUGGGACCUGGGAAACCAGGGUUCAAAUGCCGGUCAGCCAUGAAAACUCAUUGAGCCAGUCACUACCACAGGGUUGUUGUGAAGAUAAUGUGGGCAAGGGGAGAACCAUGUUUGUACGCCACCUUGAGCUAUUUGGAGGAAAGGUGGGAUGUAGUUGUAGUAAUCAUAAUAAUUAGAAUGGAAAUAUUGAUACCUUAAUCUAGAAAACUUAAUAUAAGAAAGAGAAAUAUAGAUAAUGAAGCGGGUGAGAGAGGGUAAGGUAAACUGCUUAGAAGUGGUGAGUUGUAUUCAGCGUACUACUAAGGAUCGUCAGCACCAGCAUUUCUGCUUGUCCGAUGUAACUGUCCUGCCUGAAGCCGAGAGAUCCAGACUCAGCCGUGGCUGUGAUGUUUUCCCUUUUUAUUAAAGUUAUAGUUACAUCAAAA
Molecule: messenger RNA, 6908 nt
Organism: Rhineura floridana
Lineage: Eukaryota; Metazoa; Chordata; Lepidosauria; Squamata; Rhineuridae
Product: zinc finger protein 91-like
Exons: 14
Coding region: 375-5993 (1872 amino acids)
Biological process (GO): regulation of transcription by RNA polymerase II
Molecular function (GO): DNA-binding transcription factor activity; RNA polymerase II cis-regulatory region sequence-specific DNA binding
Source: RefSeq, a predicted model, not a curated record